UUCAGCAGAGUAGGCACUUCCACUUGGCUCUGACUCGUCUCCCCAUCCACAUCUGAUUGUGGUACAAGAAUCUACCUUUGGAUGUACUGCCUGGUCAUCCCUGUUGGACUAACUACGCUGCUUCAGGAUCCAGGUUCACGAUUGAGUAUACCCAACGAAGUAUACAUUUUAAGUAAAAGAUAGCAGCUGGAAAGAAGGGUUUAAAAUGCCGUUCAAAAAUGGCUUGGAGUUGACUGAAUUGCAGAAUAUGCACACUCCAGAGGAUGACAACAUCAGCAAUGAUUCCAAUGACCUUAAUGAAGCAGACAGCCAUCGUAUCAGCAGUAAAUUUAUUGCGGAUCGUGAAAGCAGAAGAAGUCUUACUAACAGCCACCUGGAAAAAAAGAAAUCCUGUGAUGAUUAUAGUCCAGGGACAACAUCCAUUGGAAUGUCUGUCUUUAAUUUGAGCAAUGCAAUUAUGGGGAGCGGCAUUCUUGGCUUGGCUUUUGCUUUGGCAAACACAGGAAUAGUCCUGUUUGUGCUACUCCUAAUUUCAGUGACUCUGUUGUCUAUCUACUCUAUAAAUCUCCUACUGAAAUGUUCCCAGGAGACAGGCUGUAUGGUGUAUGAGAAGCUGGGAGAGCAAGUAUUUGGCACCCCGGGAAAAUUCUUGGUCUUUGGAUCAACUACACUUCAGAACACAGGAGCAAUGCUGAGUUAUUUGUUCAUUGUAAAAAAUGAAUUACCAAAUGUUAUCAAAUUCCUGUUUGGAAUCGAAGAUACAUCAUGGUAUCUGGGUGGACCAUUUCUUCUGGUUAUUGUAACUAUUGGAAUUAUACUUCCACUGUGUCUUCUCAAGAAUUUAGGCUACCUUGGCUACACCAGUGGGUUCUCCUUAACCUGUAUGUGCUUUUUCCUUGUGGUGGUUAUUUACAACAAAUUUAAAAUUCCAUGUCCAUAUCUAAUUGUUAAUGGAACCAUAGUUAGUCCUCAAAAUACAACGGCAGAUGGAGAGUGUACACCAAAGUAUUUCACAUUUAAUUCCAAGACUUCUUAUGCAUUGCCAACACUUGCAUUUGCAUUCGUGUGUCAUCCGUCAGUCCUUCCCAUAUACAGCGAGCUCAGAGAUCGCACCCAUGAGAAAAUGCAGCGAGUUUCCCAAAUUUCAUUCUUCUCAAUGUUUCUUAUGUAUCUUCUUACUGCCAUAUUUGGCUACCUGACUUUUUAUGAGAAAGUGGGAUCUGAACUUCUUGGAACUUAUGAAGAUAAAUCGGAUGUUCUCCUACUGACUGUACGCCUGGCUGUCAUAAUUGCAGUCAUACUUACUGUACCCGUGUUAUUUUUCACUGUUCGAUCGUCAUUGUUUGAACUGGCUCGAAAGACAAAAUAUAUAUUCUGGCAGCAUUCAUUAGUGACAGUAAUCCUUCUGGCUAUAAUUGACUUACUUGUUAUUUUCAUACCAGCAAUGAAAGAUAUUUUUGGAGCUGUAGGAGCCACGUCUGCUAAUAUGCUGAUAUUUAUUCUUCCCUCAAUGUUAUACUUGAAAAUUACAAAUGGUAAUGAUUCUUUGGCCAAAGAGAGAUUCUGGGCAUGUGCUUUCUUUGCACUUGGGUUGUUAUUCGCCAUGGUGAGCAUUCCUCUUGUGAUAUACGACUGGGUUCAUUCACCGAAUAAAGAUGGAAGCUGAGCUUCUCUACAAGGUGUCCUCUUGCCACCACCGCAACCAUUGUUUUAAGGGCACAAAUAGGCAAUAGUUUGAGGGGACAAACCUUACUAUACCUCACUGGAUUUCUCUGCAGCAUGUUUUUUCUUAUAAGAAUACUAUACUCUGUACCAUACUCCUUACUAUCAUGUAUCGUUUCUUUCACGUUAUGCCCUUCACCAAUCGGAUUUCUAUUUUCUGAUGAGUUCUGUAAAUUGUCUCAAGUAUAUCAUCACAGUUUUCACCAAAUUGUGUUUACAAGAAAAAAAAAAUGUCUUUAUCAACAACAUACCAUUUUUAAGCCGUACCCACCAUAUACAGUCAUACUGCCUAUAGUAUAUUUAUUGAUAACUUGCUUCAACUUUGGAACCAUCUCCAGGGGUAAUGGAUUGCCAUUGGUUAUGAAAACCUACAGUGUAAAUCCAACUGGUAUUAUUCUUCUAAUGGAAAUUAGCAUGGAAAUGCUAAUUGCUAUAUACAACAGCUUGGUUCCAGUCCACUGAACCUUUCUUUUGCCAUUGAAGAGCAUGAUCCA
Bufo bufo (common toad) is the source of this 2216-nucleotide messenger RNA. It is a transcript of the gene SLC38A1, whose product is annotated as solute carrier family 38 member 1. Lineage: Eukaryota; Metazoa; Chordata; Amphibia; Anura; Bufonidae. Bases 206 to 1666 code for a protein of 486 amino acids. The transcript is spliced from 16 exons. The record is from RefSeq and is a predicted model, not a curated record. Gene Ontology annotation, molecular function: L-glutamine transmembrane transporter activity. Gene Ontology annotation, biological process: amino acid transmembrane transport; L-glutamine transport.